Sitophilus oryzae (rice weevil) is the source of this 2584-nucleotide messenger RNA. RefSeq lists its product as uncharacterized. The coding region runs from base 117 to 1568 and encodes 483 amino acids. The record is from RefSeq and is a predicted model, not a curated record. The transcript is spliced from 6 exons. Lineage: Eukaryota; Metazoa; Arthropoda; Insecta; Coleoptera; Curculionidae.
UUCGCGGGAUUUUGUUGUAAUUGUCAAGGGAGGGGUCAAGGAACCAUCAAAUUGACUUUGCCCUUAUUAUUUUCAGAACGAUUUUCUGGAAUUAUUCAAGUAAAUUAACGUUUGCCAUGAAUGAAAAUGUUUUUAGUGGAUAUUUAGAAGUGAAAAUAUCGUCGAAAAGUCGCAGAGGCUUUACCCCAUGGCGAGCCUGGCAGAAACAGUGGUGCGAAAUAAGGCGUCUAGACGAUAUAGAAGCUGGUAUCGAACUGAAAUUAAAAUCUUCUGAAGAAGGAGGAGUUCUGAGUUGUUUACAAGUGCCCAGAUCAGCCACUUUAUGCAGAACUGACUCAAAAACCAAACAGUUUGCCUUUGGAGUGUUCAAUCUGUUAAAAACGAAGAAGCCACUUAUUUUCCUAGCAGGUUCCAACGAAACAGACUCCCAAGAAUGGAUGAUUUGUAUUCGGAGGAUGUUAAGUAUCGCAAGCUAUAUACCAGUGGGAGAAAACAGUUUUCGCGUUUCGUUAGUCGAUAACGCCCAUUCACGUAACGCAGGCAUGCUAGGACUGUAUGGGGUCCUUAACAGCAACUCUCAAGAAAUUAUAAUCAACGACCCGUGUACAGGGAGGCUCAAAGCAGGCUGGAGAUGGUAUCACUUCCAUCAGUUCCACCUGCAAGCAACCUGUGAGCAAAAGGAUGAUAAAAAAAUCAUUGUGAUGCACACCAGUCGUGAAUUUUCAGCAGGACCCGGUCAAUUGUACGUAUAUUGUCCAGAAGGGCCCAAAUUGCUUCGGUAUUUGAUUUCGCGAGGUCAGAAUACGAGAUUUAGCUCGGGACUGCAAUCAAAACGGUUUAGUCGCAGUGAGGGUGAUCUAUGCAUAAACAGAAACUCUGGAGUUCCCGACAGCCCGCUGUGCUUCCGAAGCCAAACCGGAAGUGACGAUUCUGGAGUACCGAGUUCAGAAGACACAGAAGUACUGAAAUCUCAGACUGAAUCCAACCUGGUCCAGCUUGGAAUGGGCAUAGUUACCAAGACACCGGGAGGCAGCGAGACCGAAGACUCCUACCCCGACCUGAGAGAGCAACAAGAGACUGUCAAAUUACCUAGAAACGAAUCGGGGAUAUCCCUAGCCUCGGGAAUCUACGAAGAAAUACCCGAUGAACCCCCCAAUACUCAACCUACAGUCAAAAAAGAUUUGGACAACCAUCACUUGUGUCACGUCUACGAAAAUCCUUUAGAAAUGAUCUUUGACAGGAGGUUCGCCAAGUUUUUCAAGCCGCCUCCCUUGCCACCCAGGACUUUUGACAGUAUGACCCUAAACAGACGCAGACAAGAGAGUGCAAUGUCACCUGUGAAGCAACGUUGCAACACUUUACCGGCCAGGGAUCUCUCUAAAAUGUCCCAACUCUUCGGCGGAAGAUCCGGAGAUCGGGACUCUCCGGAGUCGGAGUACGUUGUUAUGAGUCCUGGGAAACCCAGACAAGAGUCCCCCGAGAAUAUCUACAUCCCCAUGGGUGGUCCCGAAACUACUGUGAUAAAGGAGAACGUGUACGUUAUGAUGACCGGGACGAAAGAGCCUUGAAUUUGACUGAAAAAAAAAAGAUAGACUGGGGAUUCCCCGAGUCCCGUCGCUUUCGUUGUUUGUUGCUCAAAAAAAAACGUUCGUUGUUAUUGAUCUCAUUUUUCUCGUAUAUUUUCAGCUGAAGACGGUAUUAUACAUACAUAUCUAUUGACAGGAAGGGUGUUUUUGUUCAAUUGGGUCGUGAAAAAUUUCACUGAUAUUUGGUCUGUUACUUGGUAGUACAACAGUCAAUGUUUUGGCUUUUUGAAUAUAUAAUAAAAAAAUAAUUAAAAAAACUGCCUACUAGUAGCUACUACUGUGGACCAACAUUUUUACUCUACACUAUUAUACAGACCUAUUUAUUAAAAAAAUUAUAUACAGUAUGACUAAAUGAAAAAUCAGACAGAAAUGCCUACUGUGACGAUUUUUUUUUGUUUAAUUACACGGUAUAUGAAAAAUAAAUGGUAUUUAACAGUAAUUCAAACAAGAGUCAAUAUUAUUAAGACUUACUAAAUAUACAGGCCUAUUUAAUAAAAAAAAAAGAACCAAAUAUUUAUGUUCUUUUCAAAGACGUUUUUCGUUUUUCUAGUCAGACGAAAUUGUGGCGGUUAAAAAAUGUUUUUGUCGAUUGAUAGGCUAGAAAUUUUUGAUAUAUUCGAUUAUAUUUGUAAGUUAAGUUUUUUUACGAGUUUUUUUAUACAUUGUAUUAUUCGCAAGUUUUUCAUAAUAAAAGUAAAUGUUCAGAAAAAAUAUCCGUGUUUUUAUAGUGCACCAAAAAUGAGCAAAAAAUAAAUAAGUUAUUAAUAUAAUUACUUCUUAAGAUCUAAAAACGAAUAGUGAAAGAUUUUUUUUAAUUCACCCCCGAGAAGGUGUGAAAUAAAUAAAUAAAAUCCUGUUUUCCAAAUUUCGGAGAAAGGGUAAGAACUAGAAAAAAAAAAUUCAAAUAAGUGGUGGAGCGUCAAAUUUUACGUAGAAAUGACCUCUAUACUUUUUUUGCUCAGAUCAAAAUUAACCGAGGUAUUAUAAGUUACUGAAAA